Molecule: messenger RNA, 1557 nt
Organism: Thlaspi arvense
Lineage: Eukaryota; Viridiplantae; Streptophyta; Magnoliopsida; Brassicales; Brassicaceae
Source: the annotation of a GenBank genome assembly
AUGUCGUCAUCAUCAUAUAACACAAGCGUUGCUCCUUCAUCAUCAUCCUCUGCUCAGCCUUUCUUCAUCACCGGAUCUGGCGCCGGAGAUAACGAGUUUGACCGGAAAGAUACUUUCAUUUCAAUGAUUCAACAACCUAACUCCUCAGCUCCACCAGUCAAGAAACGAAGAAACCAACCUGGAAACCCAAGCAAUUUAAUUGAUCAAACAGAUCCUGAUGCGGAAGUAGUGGCGUUAUCUCCAAAGACACUAAUGGCUACAAACAGAUUCGUAUGCGAUGUGUGCAACAAAGGGUUUCAGAGAGAACAAAAUCUACAGCUUCACCGUAGAGGACACAAUCUUCCAUGGAAACUUAAGCAGAAAUCGACCAAAGAAGUGAAGAGGAAAGUGUAUCUUUGUCCGGAGCCCACGUGCGUCCACCAUGAACCGUCACGUGCUCUCGGAGACCUCACCGGAAUCAAGAAGCAUUAUUACCGUAAACACGGUGAAAAGAAGUGGAAAUGCGAGAAAUGUUCUAAGCGUUACGCUGUUCAAUCGGAUUGGAAAGCUCAUUCAAAGACUUGUGGUACAAAGGAGUAUCGAUGCGACUGUGGUACCAUCUUUUCUAGACGCGAUAGUUACAUUACGCAUAGGGCUUUCUGUGAUGCAUUGAUACAAGAGACUGCUAGGAACCCUACCGUGAGCUUCACGUCAAUGGCAGCUUCUAGCAGCGGUGCCGGCUCUGGUGGAUUUUACGGAAGACUCGGCGGUGGUGGCGCUCUCUCACACCACCAUCCGAAUUCUGGAUUUACACCUCUCGCGGGUUACAAUCUGAACAUUGCAUCGUCCGAAAACAGCCGAGACUUUGUUCCACAAUCGUCAAACCCUAAUUUCUUAAUCCAAUGCCCGUCGAGCCAAGGAAUGUUGACUGCGCCGCAAAACAAUGAUCAGAGUUUCAUAAACCAACACGGUCUGAUCCAGUUUGAUCCUGUCGACAACAUCAACCUGAAGAGUAGCAACACCAACAACAGCUUCUUCAACCUCGGAUUCUUUCAAGAAAACACCAAGAACUCGGACACGAGUCUUCCUUCUCUAUAUAGCACCGACGUUCUUGUUCAUCAUCGUGAAGAAAACUUGAACGCGGGAUCUAACGUUUCAGCCACGGCACUGCUUCAAAAAGCUACUCAGAUGGGUUCAAUGACAAGCAACGAUCCUUCUGCUUUGUACAGAGGCUUAGCUUCUUCGUCUAAUUCGUCUAGUGUGGUUGUUAAUGACUUUGGAGGAGGCCAUGUUAUGGGGAGCGAUAAUAACGGUAACCUUCAAGGUCUAAUGAACUCACUAGCGGCUGUAAAUGGCGGUGGCGCCGGCGGCUCCGGUGGCAAUAUCUUCGACGUUCAUUUUGGAAACAAUGGAAAUAUGCGUGGCUCGGAUAAGUUAACGUUAGAUUUUCUUGGAGUCGGAGGAAUGGUGAGAAAUGUAAAUCGCGGUGGUGGUGGUCGAGGCGGUGGUCGUGGUGACGCUUCUUUGGAUGGUGAAGUGAAGUUUCCGGAGCAAAGCCAUCCAUUUGGAAGACCUUGA